AUGCGAGGCUGGGCGCUCGCUCAGCCACAUCCAAAUUGGGAAAACACGCCACCUUCACCGCCAUCAUGUCUCUCUCCUCCUGGGGUGAGCCCUCCGCACACAAGCACGCCCUCCUCAUACACGGCCUCUCCUCAGCCUCACAGACCUGGCACAGCGUCGCAAUCUCGCUCGCAGAACAAGGUCUGUCCCGCCUCGGUGCGGCCGCCGUCCUGGAGGGCGUCCUACCAUGCGGCGGGGUCACCGCCGGAGGUCUUCUCGGACACGGCGGUGCCGGCCGCUCCUCCGACUACUCCCUCUCCGCUCUCGCCGACGCACUCCGGCCCCUCUUCGCCUCUGCCCGCUUCGACCUCGUCAUAG
This is a messenger RNA of Serpula lacrymans var. lacrymans S7.9, 357 nucleotides long. RefSeq lists its product as uncharacterized. Bases 1 to 357 code for a protein of 118 amino acids. Lineage: Eukaryota; Fungi; Basidiomycota; Agaricomycetes; Boletales; Serpulaceae. The transcript has a single exon. The record is from RefSeq and is a predicted model, not a curated record.